Molecule: messenger RNA, 1786 nt
Organism: Carcharodon carcharias (great white shark)
Lineage: Eukaryota; Metazoa; Chordata; Chondrichthyes; Lamniformes; Lamnidae
Product: cathepsin E-A-like
Exons: 9
Coding region: 1-1440 (479 amino acids)
Biological process (GO): proteolysis
Cellular component (GO): endosome
Molecular function (GO): aspartic-type endopeptidase activity
Source: RefSeq, a predicted model, not a curated record
AUGGAAACGCCACUAACUGCAAGUUGCCCUCCCCAGUCACACCACCAACCUGACUUGGAUCUAUACCGUCGUUCCUUGACGGUUGCUGGGUCAAAACCCUGGAAUUGCCUCCCUUUAAGAUGCAGUGGGUGUGCCUACGCCACACGGGCUGCAGCAGUUCCAGAAGCCUGCUCACCACCACCUUCUAAAGGUCAUUUUGGGGUGGCCUUACCAGCAGCGCUUACAUCCCAAAACCGAAUUAAAAAAAAACAAGCUGAGAUUUUCCUGAAGACUCUACCUCCCGGUGCAGCUCACUUCUCAGACCAAAUCCCACUGAAGAAGCACAAGUCUAUCAAGCAAGCAAUGAAAGAAAAAGGGAUGCUUUCUUAUUUCUGGGAGCACCAUAAGAUGGAUAUGGUACAGAUGGGUCAAUCUCAGGAAUGUUCUGCCAUACAACGAUCAACUGAGCCUCUUCUCAAUUACAUGGAUGCUCAGUACGGAGGGGAGAUUUCUAUCGGCACACCUCCUCAGAAUUUCACCGUCGUAUUUGAUACCGGGUCAUCUAAUUUGUGGGUGCCGUCGGUUUAUUGCCACAGCCGAGCUUGCAGAGACCAUGACAAGUAUGCCCCAGAUAAAUCAUCAACUUAUACAAGGGAUGGACGCCCUUUCUCAAUCCAUUACGGUACAGGUAGUCUGACAGGAAUAAUUGGAAUAGACACGGUAACGGUUGAAGGCAUCUCUGUCAUGAACCAGAAAUUUGGUGAGAGUGUGACAGAGCCUGGCACUGCAUUUUUGUACUCCCCGUUUGAUGGGAUUCUUGGACUGGCCUAUCCAUCUAUUGCAGCAGCAGAUGCCACCCCUGUGUUUGACAACAUGAUGGCACAAGGCCUCGUGGACCUGCCCCUCUUCUCAGUGUAUCUCAGCAGGAAUCCAAAUGAUGAGAGUGGGAGCGAAAUCAUUUUUGGCGGAUUCGACACUUCGCACUUCACUGGUGAACUCCACUGGGUUCCUGUGACCACUCAGGGAUACUGGCAAAUUCAGUUAGAUAAUGUGAAAGUUGGUGGAACUGUUGCGUUCUGUGAAAAUGGAUGCAAAGCCAUUGUUGACACUGGCACAUCUCUCCUUACUGGGCCGAGUAAGAACAUUAAUGAACUGCAGAAACUCAUUGGUGCCAUUUCCAGUAGGGACGGGAUGUACUCCGUAGAUUGUGGUUAUCUAUCCAGCAUGCCUGACGUGACGUUCACAAUAGGGGGGUUCGAGUACGUUCUUCCUCCUCAGGCCUACACUCUUCAGGAAGAGGAAGAAUGGGGGCAAGUUGAUUGCAGCAGUGGAUUCCAGGGCAUGGACCUCCCUCCCCCUGCUGGGCCACUCUGGAUCCUGGGAGACGUCUUCAUCGGCUAUUAUUACGCUGUGUUUGACAGAGGGAACAAUAGAGUGGGGCUGGCUAAAUCCAUUCCGUGAUAUCUCAAUGCAUAGGCUCAGAUGGAUGGAGUUUCCAUGUUUGUUGCAGUUAGUUAGAACAUUGCUAAAAAAAGAAAUUAAAUCAGCGUAUCAUCACUUUUGAAAUUGACAUUAAAAAUGUUUGUUGAGGAGGGGGAGAGGUUGUUCGGGUGUUAAAAUUCAUAAAAUAGCCUCACUGAAACCUUUAAUGCUUCACACAUCGGUACAAGUCUGUGCCACAGCAUACAAAUCCCACAGCACAAUCUUUACCACUGUCUUUGAUUUUCUUCUGGGUUUUGUUUUAAAGAAAGUUGUUAAAACAUAUUUCAGGGCACAGACAAUCAUUAUCGCUCACAAUUAUGCUUCU